Cimex lectularius (bed bug) is the source of this 1323-nucleotide messenger RNA. It is a transcript of the gene wal, whose product is annotated as electron transfer flavoprotein subunit alpha, mitochondrial. The coding region runs from base 103 to 1101 and encodes 332 amino acids. Gene Ontology annotation, molecular function: flavin adenine dinucleotide binding; electron transfer activity. Gene Ontology annotation, cellular component: mitochondrion. The record is from RefSeq and is a predicted model, not a curated record. The transcript is spliced from 6 exons. NCBI's taxonomy places the organism in Eukaryota, Metazoa, Arthropoda, Insecta, Hemiptera, Cimicidae.
CACUUCUUUUUUUUAUCAUCUUAUCAAAGGACCGAAGGAGAAAGCUGCGAGUUUUCCGACUAGUCUCAGAAGGAUUUGAACCAAAAUUAACACCUGGAGAAAAUGUUCAACACACUGAGGACGAGCAAAUUGGUCGGCGGAGGGUCAAAAGUAUUUAAGAGAUUUCAAAGUACUUUAGUGGUCGCAGAACACAAUAAUGAGAGCCUAGUCCCGAUUGUUUAUAACACCGUGUCUGCUGCAAGCAAGGUCGGUGGUGAUGUUUCAGUUCUUGUAGCUGGAGAGAACUGUGCAAAGGCUGCAGCUGAAGCAAGUAAACUACCUGGCGUAGCAAAAGUUUUGGUAGCUGAUGCUGUGGAUUUCAAAGGAUUCCUGCCCGAGAGCCUAACACCUUUGAUAGUCGCUACUCACAACCAGUUUAAAUACUCGCAUAUUAUCGCCGGAGCGACGGCUUUUGGAAAAUCUCUUUUGCCCCGUGUUGCAGCUAAGCUCGAUGUUUCUCCAGUGUCUGACGUAAUCGAAAUCAAGUCGCCUGACACAUUUUUGAGGACAAUUUACGCAGGAAAUGCUAUGCUUACGCUUAAAUCAAAAGACAGCGUCAAGGUAAUAACUGUAAGAGGUACGAGCUUUGCACCAGUAACAGGCGAGGGUAAUGCUACGACUGAACAAGCCCCUGCCGGAGAUUAUAAAGCCCCAGCAACAACAUUCGUCAAACAGGAAUUGACUAAGAGUGAUCGACCCGAACUUUCGACAGCCAAAGUAAUCAUCAGCGGAGGCAGAGGAAUGAAAUCUGGUGAAAAUUUCCAACUGUUGUAUACUCUGGCCGAUAAACUUGGAGCUGCCGUCGGAGCCUCUAGAGCCGCUGUCGAUGCAGGUUUUGUACCCAAUGAAUUUCAAAUUGGUCAGACGGGAAAAAUAGUCGCACCUGAAUUAUACAUUGCAGUUGGUAUUUCUGGAGCUAUCCAGCAUCUGGCAGGCAUGAAAGACUCCAAGACAAUCGUCGCUAUUAAUAAAGACCCAGAAGCUCCAAUUUUCCAGGUUGCUGACUAUGGUUUGGUUGCAGACCUCUUCAAAGCUGUACCAGAAUUAACCGAGAAAGUCUAAGGAGUUAAUGCAAAUUUGACAGUUUGAAUAGUUAUCACGACAAGAAAUGAAGAGCAGCUGAAUAAAAGUUAAACUUGUAUGCAUUAAGUAUGAAAUUUUAAAAAAAGUUUUCAGUAAAAUAAAUGUCGAUAUAUAGACUCGUUUUUGGAAUACAAUCAUUGUGAUAAAUUACAUUCAAUAAUCCAAGAAAUACAAGUAAAUAUAUUUUUUUAUUUAGGAAGA